CACAGCGACACAGUGCAGGUGUGCGCGCUACUCAGCUAGCUGUGCUGUCCAUCAUUACCCGCAUUGGUAAAAACAGUACAAGAUGCUGCUCUGUGGUGUGGUAACGCACUAGACUAUUACACACAUCGUUUCCACCCGUAUUCAGUCAGGCUUUGCGCCGAGAAGGAAAACCGAAACAACCGUGGAGCGGUUACGCUAAAGAGCACUAGCUAAAGAAAGCUAACACUAGCAAACAGCCACACCAAGAUGGACGGGGCUGCUGCCGCGGCGAUCACAGAGGACGGAGCUGAAAACGAACCACUCAGUGGACACGGAACAUCGGAAAACAGCGUCGGUCCAUCGGCUGAGGACACACCAAGCGACAGGGUUGGGGUUUUCUGCUGUCAGGAUUGUGGAGAAGCCUUCAGAGAGGAGGCAGCCUACUUGGAGCAUCGCCAUCAUCACCUACAAGAAAGCGUGUAUUUGGAUGGCUUACAUGAUGCGGAAAAGAACAGUGAAACAGCAAAUUUUUGUACUUUAUGCUCACUCUCAUUUGUUGAACUGAGUGAAUUCCACUUGCACAUGGAAAAGAACCACGGUCAAAACUCCCAAAAGGAAUCUGGCAGUCGGGUGAAUUCUGGUAUAACAAAGCAGCACACGUACGAAUGUCUAGACUGUGGGAAAUGUUACGGUGUGAUCGGGCACUUUCUCAACCAUCAGCGCUCACACAGACAAGCCUCCAAAUCAGUUUUUCAUGACCUCGAACAUUUGAAAAAGAAGUCAUUUCAGUGUGAGUCCUGUGGGCGGAAUUAUUCUCGCGCUUCAGCUCUCGACGCACACCGUCGCUGUCAUGAGGAAAAGCUAGUCAAGUCGCGAAACAGGAGUUCAGGAGAUUCGUUUCACAUGGAGGAGUCAGUAGUUGAAGCCAAGCCCCAUGAAAAUCAGGCAGAUGAUACCCCUGAAAAACUUUUUAAGUGUUCAUGUGGUAAAGCCUUCUCCGCACCGAUGCGCCUGAAAACACAUCAGCGAUUUAGCCGCAACAGUCAGUGCUCUCCAGAAGAAAUGAAAGAAAAACCAAAGAAAAACUGCAGCGAGUUUUACUGCAGUGAGUGUAAGAAGGCUUUUAAUGGCCAUAUUGCCCUCUUCAAUCAUCAGCGAUGGCACGCUAAUCACUCAGAUGAGUCUGCGAAAAGGUUCCCAUGUGAGGAAUGUGGAAAAGUAUUUAUGACACUAACGUUCUACUACAGGCACCAGCGCACGGCACACAGUGACGAGACCCCAGCAAAGUCCUUUCUCCAUCAGGUGUGUCAGCUUCAGAAGAAGGCAUUUGAAUGUAAGGACUGUGGGCUUAAGUUUUCCAGGGCUUCAGCACUUCACUCCCAUCAGCUUCAUCACACAGAUGUUUUCAGGGAAACAGAGAAGGAGGCCCAGAUGUGCACCUCUCUGCUACCUCAACAAAAAAGUUUGGAAAAUGAAGGAAAAGAGACUGAGCACUUGGAGGAGAAAGUGGAAUCAGAGAGAGUGCUCUCUAUGAGUAUAGCUGAAGAAGUCUCACAAAUGAAUGAGACUGAUGAAGACAUGCAGAGUUAUGAACCUGGGGACUUUAAUGUUCAGGUGAUCAGUGCAAGUGAAUCUGAGGACGAGAACGUCCAAGACCUGAAUCCUGAUCUGGAGCUACUGUGUGAGUCAGAUCAAGAAGUAAGAGAUGACGGUGACGCGGACGUUUCCCCGAGUAGCCUCGUUUCCAAACCAGAGAUGGACUUGAAAAUCGUACAGAUUGACUUUGAGCAGGCCGACGAGGAGUGUGCACUGAUAGCGAGGGAAGCCGAGAAUAAAACCACAGGGGAAAGAUUUGAUUGCCCAGAGUGUUACCGAUGGUUUUCUAGUGCUUCAUCACUGCGUGUUCACAGAAUGUGGCAUGGCGUUCAUAAGAGAAGACAACAGACUCAAGGUCAGUCAGUGGCAGUUUACACAUGUGACACAUGCAGCCACGAAGCCAGUAGCUAUGCAGCACACUGCAGUCAUAUGCAAAAACACAAGGCUCAAAACACAAGCAACAAUGCAUUGUACCAGGCAGAGGAAUUAGAGAAGAAAAACCUGUCUUGCAGUGAGUGUGGUAAAUGCUUCUCACGUUUGUCUGCUUUAGUCUCUCAUCAGUUACAUCAUCCCAAAAGAAAACAAUUCCAGUGCCCAGAUUGCAUGAUGUCUUAUUUGCAUGCAGCUAACUUGUUUAACCAUAUGAAAAACUGCUCCGCUCAAAAGAAAGAGAAUAUUUCAGUUGCCAAGAAAGAAUACAAUCCAAAGAAAACCCUUCUAGGCCCAAAGAUUUAUCAUUGUGAACAGUGUGGGAAGGGUUUUUGGUCUUUAGGAGCUUUCUCCCACCACAAGCAGAAUCAGACAGAGUGUGUGGAUUUGAGGCUAAGAAAAGGCGUCGCAGGAUCUUUGCACUCUGUUAACGGACACCCACGCUCCAGUGUUAAGGUUGCAUGUCCGGUGUGUGGUAGAAAGUUUCGUCACAAGGGCAUCAUGGCACUGCACAUGCGAAAACAUGAAAAUGGAAAUCAUAAAUGUGAACUCUGCAACAGGUCGUUCCGUCUUUUUUCCAGCCUCCUCCGACACCAGGUUGUACAUAAUGACCAGUUACUCCCACCACCCGUUAAGUCUUUUCAGCAUCAGGUGGAGCAGUUGAAAAAAAACACAUACAGCUGCCCUGACUGCGGGAAGUUGUUUUCACGUGCCAAAGCGCUUCAGUUUCACAUGAAAAGCCACGGGUACGAGACUGGGCACUCGCCUUCAUCACCCACAUCUACUGUCACGCUGGAAGAUCGUCAGUGCCCAACGUGCCUUGCACAUUUCAGCAACAAGGCCUCAUUGCGGGCUCAUCAAAAACUUUGCAUUAAAAGAGAGAGUCAAGCAACUGAUUCUAAGACAGAACCCACAGAAAAUAAUGAUACUCUAAAACUGUGCAAGGACAGUGUGGAUGUCAGUACACAGGUAAGCUCUGAGCACUUAACACUUAAUGCUGAAGUAAAACAUGAAAUGGACAUUGGGGAGCUAAAGACGGAAGAUCAGACCGGCACAACAGAUUUGAAAUACAAAUGCAAAAACUGCGACAGAAGCUUUUCAGUGGUUGGAGCUUUGAAUUUUCAUAAAAGAAUUCACGCUGAGCGCCACAGAUCUGUAGGAAAAAACAAACUGGCCAUUUCAGUAAUGCGCAAGAAACCUGAGCAGGAAGAGACAAGUAAAGGGCUGUUUCACUGCUCCGAGUGUGGGAGGCGAUUCAUGUCCAACUCAGCCCUGGGCUCGCACAAACGAUGGCACAAAGAAAAGAGAUUUUCACGUUCCUCGCUAAAAGAUGAUGAUUUGAAAUCUGUGAGCCACAAGACAGAGGACGGGCCUUUUCAAUGCAACACAUGUGGCAAACAGUUUUUCAACCACUGUGUUCUCCAGCGCCACCAAAUGUUUAAUCCUCAGUGUCAAAACAAAUCACAGGAGCAGGAGCCCGAUUCAGGCAAAAGUGCAGAGAGCAACAACAGACUGGAAAACUCAGUGUUUUCAUGUCCUGAAUGUAACAAGACAUUUGUUCAAGGCUCGCUUCUAGAUGCCCACUAUGCAGAUCAUCAUGGAGACGGGCUUGCCUCAGUAGACCAGAUCCCUGAAAACGGGCUCGUCUCAGUGGACCAGGUUCCAGAGCAGGCUGACGUCAGUCUCAGUGGGAGCGAGUCUAGGUCAUUGAAACUGAAGCCAAAAGCUCACCAGUGUCCCCUCUGCUCCAUGACCUUUGCCAAAGCAAGAGGUCUGCGUGCCCACACGUGGCAGGCCCACUCGAAGAGCACAAAAGGUAAAAAUAAGGUUCCUUUCAAUACAAAAAGGGAGUCCGUUGCCACGAGCAGUGAAAUCAGAAAUACGGAAGAUUCGUCAGCUGCAGACAACACUACAGUGAUGAGCAGUUACCUUGUUGCUAAGAAAAAUAGUCUUGUUGACAAAGGAAGGCAAAAAAUCAGUGUAACCCCUCCACCUGUGAAGUCUGUCUCAUGCCUCGACUGUGGGAAACAGUGCAGUUCUGCAGGUGCACUCCUGGACCAUAAGAAAGUGUGCCUGGAGGUAAAGCAGGAGCCCCAACAGGACAUUCAGACUCCUGAAGCCACAGCCGAGGUUUCCUCACCGCUCAGCCGUCUGUCGGAGCACACAGCCAAAUGCCUCUUCAAGUGCGAUAAGUGUGGGAAAGCUUUCCAAACAGAGGAACAAUUAAGCGCCCAUAAGACCAAGGCAAAGAGCCGGCCUUAUUGUUGCGCUCUGUGCUGCCACGGCUUUUGGACCGAGAAUCAGCUGCAGCAGCACCUCGCCUGGCACGACGAAGUCCGCUGCCGUCUCCCAAAUGAGGUUCGCUAUAGGCUCAGCGCUACUAUGACCUCAAAGCCUCUAAAACCCAACAUCCCUUCUGCUGAAAACAGGGGGAAGACCUUUCCGUCUGCUACACUGAACCAACCUAUGCUUAACACAGACAGCCAGUCACAGAGUAGCCAUAAAUGCCAACAUUGCGGCAAAGCCUUUCUUUCACCAACUGCGUUACAAAAACACGAAACUCAGCACUGUAACAAAGACUCAUACCAUUGCUUCAUUUGCUCCAGGACCUUCAGUGAAAUACAGGACCUUAUCGACCAUCACCAGAAAUGUGUCUGCGAUUACAAAAGGCAGAGUGAUGCCCCCGCUGCUGUCUCAUCGGGAGAUACCAAUGGCCUUACUUGCCUUGAAUGUGGAACUACUUUUUGUCAAGAAACUGAUUUGCACCAGCACUAUGUUGAACAUGCCCGUGGAGAGCAUUAGACUGAACAAACUGAAAAGAACUGAAAUGAAGACACUGUAGAUUGUUGAGUUUUUUUUUUUUCUUUCUCUUUUAGAGAUUGCCAAAUGUGUUAAGCUUGGAAAUUGUUUGUUAGAAGUUUGUUUAGGCUAAGUAGACACAUGCUUUCCCUAUUUGUUCCUGUAUUAUUUGAGAUUCUUUAUAUUUAAAAGAAAAAGAAAAAAAGAGCAGCUUCUUAGGUUAUUUUUCCAUUCUCAGACUUUCUUUUACACUGGACUAGUAUAUGUACAAAUGUUGAAGAAUAACCCCUCUGAUGAACUUGCGUUGAGAAGUCACAAAUGUAUAGUUUUGAGCCACCAGUUGAUUUGACUGUCUUUGAAUAGACCUAUCACGAAUGUCAGUUUGACCUUGUUAAUCUCUUUGGGGAUCACUGGCCGAAGUGUUGACGUUUAUAACACGAUGUAUCAAAAAAGAAGAAAAAAAAGAAGAUGUAGAAACAUUUCUGCAUGUAUGUGUCUGUCCUCUUGCAUUUAAAAUUUCCCAGAAAAAUGAAAAGUGCUGUUGACACACUACUUACUGCAAAGUUUAUGAAAAAAAUCAAACAGUUCUGCACAAUAAAUAUUUACUGAUUUUGCUGCUGUCAUUUUAAAUGCCUGAGGUUUGGCUGAAUGAGGUACUAUUUGCAUAUUUAAGAGAAAGAUAAAGAUUAAAAAAAAUCAAUAAUGUGCAUCGUUUUAUGUGAUGUGAAUUGGUAUUAAAUGUCCCAAUGUCAAACAUCACAGACAGUUCCUACCAUAAAACAAAUUUCACAGUCAAGCAAUUGUACAUUGCGUACAUUACAGUUUGCAUUAAUUGAUUUAUAAUCUCCCAUGUUCUUUCCUUUACAGUGUUAUAUUUCUAUGUUGUGGAAAGAUUAUUCAUUACUUAAACUAAAAUAGAGUCUAUAUUCAUGUAGGAUAGUUGAUAGUUGUUUUUCCACCACUUGUGCAGUGGAAAAAUCAUUUGUAUUGUACAAGAGAUGUUACUUUGCUCUAUUAAUUUAUGAAAACCUUUCUUCCCCUAGAUGACCAAUAUACCCUUUGACUACUUGUUUAUCUUGCUGUUUCUGAAACAAAGAAGGUUCUCUUAAAAAUAAACUGAUCAAUUUUUUGGUUAAUUAUUGGAUUGUGUGGUCUUUUUUGACCCACUACACAACACACUCACACACCUUGGUCUCCAGGCUUUCCUCACUAUUUUUUUUAAUUUUAUAGAUCAAAUGU
Toxotes jaculatrix (banded archerfish) is the source of this 6042-nucleotide messenger RNA. Its product is annotated as zinc finger protein 585A. The transcript is spliced from 2 exons. Bases 247 to 4806 code for a protein of 1519 amino acids. Gene Ontology annotation, biological process: regulation of transcription by RNA polymerase II. Gene Ontology annotation, molecular function: DNA-binding transcription factor activity; RNA polymerase II cis-regulatory region sequence-specific DNA binding. Lineage: Eukaryota; Metazoa; Chordata; Actinopteri; Toxotidae. The record is from RefSeq and is a predicted model, not a curated record.